This is a messenger RNA of Lolium perenne, 1791 nucleotides long. RefSeq lists its product as uncharacterized. Gene Ontology annotation, cellular component: nucleus. Gene Ontology annotation, molecular function: DNA-binding transcription factor activity, RNA polymerase II-specific; RNA polymerase II cis-regulatory region sequence-specific DNA binding. NCBI's taxonomy places the organism in Eukaryota, Viridiplantae, Streptophyta, Magnoliopsida, Poales, Poaceae. Gene Ontology annotation, biological process: regulation of DNA-templated transcription. The record is from RefSeq and is a predicted model, not a curated record.
UGAGUGAGUGAAGGUGAAAGGCCUAUAUCACUAGCCCCGUGGGUUUCUGUUAAAAGGAAAGCAAGCUGCUCCCUCCACUCCUGCCGUGUUUCCCCUCCUCGCUCUCCUGAUCUCUUCCUUCUUCAAUCUCACUAGCUAGCCGGCUUGUUUGCUUGGAGUCUCGUAGCUAGGUAAGGUAGAUUAGGCGGCUGCGACUGGCUGUGGGAUGCCUUGCUCCUCGGCGGCUCCUCCGUGGCUAGUGCGCGUGGUGGGUGCCAACGCCGACCAGGCGUCGUCGUCGUCCUCGUCCAAGGGAGGCGCGCGCGUGCUCACCGCCGGGACGACCACCAUGGACACGGGUGCCACGGCUGCAGCAUACUACGGCGGUGGCGGGGCAGGGUGCAAUGCCGCCGACCCGCAGGAGAGCAGCAGCAGCGGGCAGUCCAGGCUCGCAGCCCGCGGCCACUGGCGCCCCGCCGAAGACGCCAAGCUCCGGGAGCUGGUAGCGCUCUACGGGCCGCAGAACUGGAACCUCAUCGCCGAGAAGCUCGACGGAAGAUCUGGGAAGAGCUGCCGGCUUCGGUGGUUCAACCAGCUGGACCCUCGGAUCAGCAAGCGGCCGUUCAGCGACGAGGAGGAGGAGCGGCUGAUGUCGGCGCACCGCUUCUACGGCAACAAGUGGGCGAUGAUCGCGCGGCUCUUCCCCGGCCGCACCGACAACGCCGUGAAGAACCACUGGCACGUCAUCAUGGCGCGCAAGUACCGCGAGCAGUCCACCGCGUACCGCCGCCGGAAGCUUAACCAGGCCGUCCAGCGCAAGCUGGACACCUCCUCAGUGGUAGCCGCCGGGCACGUGGACGUCGUCGGCCACCACCACCACCACCACCUCAUGGCCGCCGCCGCCGCCCACGACUCUGCCGGCUUCACGGACCCCUACGGCUUCAGCUUACGGCACUACUGCUUCCCCGCCGGCGCCGUGGCUGCCUCGGCCGAGGAGCCUGCCUUCUGCUUGUUCGCCGGACCCGGCGCGGCAGCGGUGCACGACGGACGUCUCUCGUGGCCUGACGACAUGGCCCUGCGAGGAAGAGGUGGCGGCGGGAUGGGCAGCCGGUACGGGGAACCGCCAUUCGUGCUACCGGCACAUGGCGGCUGGAUCGGCAGCGGCCACCAGCACGAGAUGGCGCGGUUCAUCUCCGACGACGCGAACGGAACGUCGGCCGCCGCGUUCGAGACGGCGACGGCGAGGGAUCAGGGCGCCCGCUUCGACUCGGCGGUGGCGUCGCCGGCUUUCAUAGAUUUCCUCGGUGUCGGAGCGACAUGAUGGAUCGGCGGACGCGCGCAUGCAUGGGUCGAUGGAGAUGCUCUACCGGAGCAUGCAUGUGGCAGGUGAAUCUAGUAGGACUAGCUACCUCUAGCCUCUCUAGUUAGCUUGCUAUAUAAAAGCACACGCAAGGCAGGCUUGCUGCUUCUAGUGUUUGUAACUCUGUUAGUUAAUGGAGCUAGCUACAUAAUACUCCCUCCGUUCUCUUUUAAUUGACUCAGAUUUAGUACAACUUUAUACUAAAUUUGAGUCAAUUAAAAAAGAACGGAGGAAGUAUAUCUGGAGUAAGUAAAUAGUAUGUGUUUCUUUAUCUAAGCUAGUAGGAAUCCAAGCUUGCAAGGUGGAUUUUGAUUUGGUUAGUGGCAGAAAUAGGGAGAGUGUGCUUUGAAGCAUUGUGGAGAGGUGGGAAUCUAGUUACUUGCAUGAGUAAGCUAGGCAAAAUCUUAUAUGAUGGAGACAAGCUUCAGGAGUGAAAUUUUUGGUCCUUGAUU